Verticillium alfalfae VaMs.102 is the source of this 171-nucleotide messenger RNA. RefSeq lists its product as hypothetical. Lineage: Eukaryota; Fungi; Ascomycota; Sordariomycetes; Glomerellales; Plectosphaerellaceae. The coding region runs from base 1 to 171 and encodes 56 amino acids. The transcript has a single exon. The record is from RefSeq and is a predicted model, not a curated record.
AUGAAGACACUCAAGAGCCAGAGGUCCUUUGCCGAAAAAUACAUGGACGCGAGGGACAAGGUUCAAAAGCAGGUUGAUAGAUUUCCCGUCCACUGGGCAGGUGUUCGGACUGAGGGUGCUGCCAUGAGGGAUCAGGCAAUGGGACCUGGUGGCUUCUGGAUUGCGCGUUGA